Myzus persicae (green peach aphid) is the source of this 1107-nucleotide messenger RNA. RefSeq lists its product as uncharacterized. Lineage: Eukaryota; Metazoa; Arthropoda; Insecta; Hemiptera; Aphididae. The record is from RefSeq and is a predicted model, not a curated record. The transcript is spliced from 2 exons. Bases 101 to 496 code for a protein of 131 amino acids.
AUGAUUUUUUUAACAAGUUUUAUACCUACAUUUUUCUUUGAAAUUGAAUGUCACUGAAUAAAAAAAGUAUACGGCAAAAUGGUUAUCACGUAUUAAUAUAAUGGAUAAAAGGUAUUUGUUUCAAGAAAUAGUUCCUGAUUAUAGUAAAUUAAAUAGCUGGUACAUUAUUAUGAAGUUUAUCGAAUUAUUUAUUUUUAUUACCCAAAACAAAUGUGUAUACUCUAGCCACCGAGAGAAUGCUACUCCUUGGCGCAUCCAAAUACCCGAGUUUUGCGGUUUUGUGCCCCAAUUUCUCCAACUCUACUAUCUACUCACUGCUGUAAAAUCCUCCACUCACACCGGCAAUGGUGGCGGUCAGAGUUCAAAUUUAGUGGUGAGAAUGCAAGAGAACGGAAAAAUGUUGGUCACUGCGAGUAGCGCUCUCUGGGUAGUUGGAGUAUACCAAAAUAUUUUGUAUAAUGCUGAGAUUUGGAUUGCCAAAUCCACCCGCUAUUAAAUAGUCAAACGAAUUAGAAGUUGGUGACUGCAGACUGUGAGGUAUUUUACAGCAGUACCUCACAUUUAUUUGGCGUACAAUUCCUAUACUUGUAGGAAUCCGGUUUUUAUAUGUGAACUUAACCUAAAUUACACCGUUUCAAUUGGUCGAGGUUACCAACCGCCAGUUCGUUUGAUGUAGCUCAAGUUAGUGUACCCGUUUUAACAAUGGUAGUUCAAAAGCGGUAUAUUUAUAUCAUAUGAAUUACAAAAUAAUUUAAUAGAUGUGUGGGUGUCAUAUGUCUAUCACCUGUAUGCCUGACGCUUGAUAUGUGUAGUGAAAAUUCACAAGUUGGCCACAGAAGAAGUUUUCUUAACUUAAAUGAAGUAUAAUAAAAAUUAUUAACAAUAUUUUAAUUAUAUUAAUAUAUGAAGUUAAUAAAUUAUCAUUAUAUUUGAAAUUAGAUUUAAAAUGAACUAAAAGCAUUAAAGUAUCAUGAAUACCUCUUGGCUUGCCAAAAAUUAUCUUAAUAAUAUUAUAUGACUUGGUAUUAAGAGGACACCUCACCCGCAUGUGUUGUUUCCGUCUUACAAACGUUUAACAUAUCAAAUUUACGCUCAGCAGUUCACACG